UUAAGGAGGCCGUAACCGAUAUCUAUCGGAGAUGGUCCGGAGCCAGUGGCAGCGGAGGCGGUGGUUCAAAUGCGGUGCUGGUGGAGAUGAGCAAGUGGUUUGGGGAUAUAAAUCUGAAGGUGAUUCUUAGGAUGGUGAUAGGAGACCGAUGUUUGGAAGAUGGCGGCUCCACCGACGAUCGGUUUCAGAGGGCGUUGAAGGAGUUUUUCUAGCUGAUGGGGUCGUUCGUGGUGGGAGAUGCUAUUCCGUUUCUGAGGUGGUUGGAUGUGGGGGGAUACGAGAGGGAAAUGAAAAGAACCGCGGCGGAAUUGGAUCGCGUGAUGGAGGAGUGGUUGGAGGAGCACAAGCGGAAGAGGCCGGUUACGGCGGAAGACGGCGACGACUUUAUUGAUGUGAUGCUGUCCGUCAUCGACAGCAGAGACGUGCCGUCCGAUUAUGAUCUUGAUGUUUUCAUCAAAUCUACAUGCUUGGCUCUCGUGUUGGGGGGCUCCGACACCUCAACUGUGACGUUGGUAUGGGCUCUCUGCUUGGUCCUCAACAAUCCCCACAUUCUAAAGAAAGCCCAACAAGAAUUGGACGCCCAGGUUGGGAGACAGCAACAACUACAGGGAACUCAUAUCAAACACUUGGUAUACAUCCAAGCCAUCAUCAAGGAGACCCUACGCCUUUACCUCGCUGCGCCUCUAGGAGCACCUCACGAAUCCAUAGAAGAUUGCACCGUUAGUGACCACCAUGUCCCCGCCGGCACACGCCUGGUGGUGAACUUGUGGAUGGUUCACCGAGACCUGCAAGUCUGGCCCGAUCUAGAUGAGUUUUGGCCGGAGAGACUUUUGGCAACCCACAAGGAUGUGGAUGUGAGGGGGCAGAAUUUUGAGUUGAUCCCAUUCAGCAACGACAGAAGAAUGUGCCCUGGAGUUUCUUUUGCUCUUCAGAUUGUGCAUUUUACACUAUCCAAUUUGCUGCAUUGGUUUGAGAUUGCGACUCUAGACAACGACCCAGUUGACAUGAGGGAGUGCUUUGGUCUAACCAUGACUAAGGCAACGCCGCUGGAAGUCCUCCUCUCACCUCGCCUGCCUUCUCACCUAUAUGUGUAA
Malania oleifera is the source of this 1094-nucleotide messenger RNA. Its product is annotated as flavonoid-6-hydroxylase-like. The record is from RefSeq and is a predicted model, not a curated record. Lineage: Eukaryota; Viridiplantae; Streptophyta; Magnoliopsida; Santalales; Ximeniaceae. The transcript has 2 exons. Gene Ontology annotation, molecular function: heme binding; monooxygenase activity; iron ion binding. Gene Ontology annotation, biological process: defense response to other organism. The coding region runs from base 216 to 1094 and encodes 292 amino acids.